Molecule: messenger RNA, 4275 nt
Organism: Cajanus cajan (pigeon pea)
Lineage: Eukaryota; Viridiplantae; Streptophyta; Magnoliopsida; Fabales; Fabaceae
Product: nucleic acid binding protein
Molecular function (GO): nucleic acid binding; ubiquitin binding
Source: RefSeq, a predicted model, not a curated record
GUAGGCUCGUGCACUGCGUUGGAGACCAGUCCAGUCCUCACUAGCCAUGGCCUCAGUGGAGCAGCCUCCGAAGAAGCGAAAGCUGUACGAGCCUUUACCCGAAUCGCCACCGUCUGUGCCUCCGCCGCCGCCAGCACCGGCGGAGGCGUCCGACGCCACCCCUCCCUCCCCGCAAGCCCUACCCUCGCCGUCAACUCCCCCGCUGUCUCAGGAGGAGAUUCUCGCGAAGCGGCGGAACAAGGAUGAAAUUCGAAGCGUGUACGAAGGCUACAAGCGGAUUAAGCUUUGCUUGCUUCAGAAAGACGCUCCCAACAUGUCAGACCUUGAACAGAGUUAUCUCGCUCUCAUCACUUCUUCUAGAGGUUGUAUUAGUGUACAGAGAAUUGUGGCCGAUCUUAUCCCUCGAUACGCAUGUCACUGUCCAACAGCUUUGGAAGCUGCAGCUAAAGUUGUUAUUAAUAUGCACAACUCGAGUUUGGCGUUAAUCAGUAAAGGAGAGGAUUCCAAUGGUAUUGCAUUUGAAACUGCUAGAGCCUGUAUUUGUGGCCUAGCUGAUAUUUGCUGCAUUGCUUCAUCUGUUGUGCCAACAUCAGCUGUAAUUAGAGGAAUUUGCUCAGCAGUUUUUCAGAAUAUGCUCACUUUUUUUAUAAACUUAUUUGAAGGAAAGGAUGUCUUUCAGAUGCUAGACAAGAAUUUCCUGAAUAUGCAAGAUACCCCUGAGGUUUUUUCUGAGUUGAAACAAAAUGUUUUAGAUGAAGAUGAGUCUUCAUUGACUAAACUGUCCAAGUUGCGUGCAUUAUGUCUACUUUGGAUAUUCUUCUCUUGUCCAAAAGAUUUGCUUGCAGCUUGUUUGGAGCUCUUAGGCUCUGGCACAAAAGAGAGAGCUAAUGAAGGACAGCGUUUUCUGAGCCUUGUAACUAGCACAUUUGAUGAUGAUGAAGCAGUUCACCUUUUGGAUAGAGCAAUUGGUGGACCUAAAUCAUGUACAGAUUCUACUGGGUCAGGCAUCAGAGACAAGGAGGCUGGUGAUGAAAUUAUGAAUGAAGACAACCAUGUCUCUGGUGGUGAUUUAUCUGUUGGCAAGAGCUGCUUGCUUAUACGGGUUCUUCACAAGGACCCCCCACUGCGGAAAUGGAUGUUGUGUAGAUGCAAGAAAUUACUUGACUUGCACUCCAAUGCAUCACCAGACAUUACGUCAUUACUACAAGGAAUUCUUGGAAUGUUUGCUCAACAAGCUGAUUUAGAAGACUGUCAAGCAGAUAGUGAUGAAGAUAAAGCUGAUUCUUCGAUUUACAUGAAUAGGAACUACAUGGUUCCUAGGAUCUGUGUGGAACAUGAAAGCGUUGGUGAAUCAUCUGGAAAAGGCAACAGUUUGAGAGUUCAUGUUGGUUCUUCUAAUGGUGGUUUUACUGACAAGGUUUCUGACAAAUAUGUGAUGGCUCAUAGCUCUGCAGUUUCUCUUGAAAAUGUUCCUGUGUUAAAAGUGGGCUCGCAUUAUGAUAAUGGAGUCUCAAAGCCCAUGAUCAUUGGGAUGGGGGAGGAAGGGAAUAUGCCCAACGUUAGAUGUUCAACACCUAGGGACUCAGCAAGCCAUCAAAUAUACUCACCUGCAGUUAGAACACCAGUAGAUUUUAGGAGUAAUUCAUUUGAGGGUAGAAAUGAUUUUCUGAAUUCAGAGAAAAAUCAAGUCUUUAAUAUGAAUUUCAAUUCACCUCCACUGAGAUCCUCUAGUGGAUCUGUUAGUAAUUCUUUGGCAUCUCCUAAUAAUCAUUUUAUGUCGCCAACUGCUUCAGCAAUAAGUCAAAUUGUCUGGUGCUGUGAUGGAGAUCCUGCAGCCAUGGAUAUUGUCUCUGCUGCUAAGCUGCUAUGGAUAGGCUAUAUAAGUCCUGAUGUGCCCGAAAGUCAUAUUAGGUUUCAGUUAGAAAGAUUUGGUCCUAUUGAGCAAUUUAUUUUCUUUCCUGUAAAAGGGUUUGCCUUGGUUGAGUACAGAAGGAUUGUUGAUGCGAUAAAAUCUCGACACUAUUUACACGGAUGUUUUCCUUGUCGUGUAAAGUUCAUGGAUAUAGGACUUGGAACAAGGGGUGCAAUGAAUGGUGUUGCAAUUGGUUCUAGUUCUCAUAUUUGUGUUGGAAAUGUUCCCAGUCAAUCAGCCAAGGAAGAUAUCCUCCAUGAAUCAAGUAAAGUGAUCCACAAAGGUCCUCUUGGAUAUAUAUAUCUUAGCUGUGAGUUUACAUUACUUGUUGAAUUUGAAACUCCUGAAGAAGCUACCACUGUCAUGUUGCAUCUGAGACAUCUCCGAAGAGAAAGAAGCAACUAUAACCAGCAUUUUGGUCCAGGAACAGUUAAUGUUGGAAUUGGGCAUGCUUAUAUGGAUUGUGCAAGGCCUUUACCUGCUCCUCCACAUAUUGACCUUAAAGUCAACAACCCUGCUGGAUCACCUCAUGCUCGAACACUACCAGGGAGCCCUGCUGACAGCAGUCGAACAAGGAUGUCUCACUUGUCCUCCUUACUUGCUUCAUUGCGCGCAAAGUAUAAUAUUAAUCAGAACCUAGGUCUCAAUGAUAAUUAUAUAACUGGAAAUAAUUGUCCUUCCAUGCGUGAAGAAGAUAUUGUGCCAUCCAGCACUCUCUGCAUAACUAUUCCGCAUAGUAGCUCUUUCUUCCUCACAGAUGAUGAGUUAAUGGCCGUUUGCAAUCUUGCCAUUGGAAAUGCUGGAUCCAUUGUUCAGUUGACACAAGCAAGCAUGCAGAUGGGAUGUAGUUGGUUUGUUGAAUGUAGUAAUAUUGAUGGUGCCGCUUUUGUUCUAAAGAAUCUACGUGGUUGUCCAGGAUUGUUCUUCCAGAUAGAAUUCAGCAAACCUGGACAUCAGAAUGCUGUACCAUUGUCAAUUAAACCAGAGAACAAUUCUAUGGAGCUUGUAUCCCCCAGGAUAAAUGCUGAAAAUCAUACUAGUGGAAUGCAAUGUGCACCUCUGCCUCAAUCAAACUGGCACUUUCCUAGUUCAAGGGAAAUGCCAGAGGUUGGAGCUAGGAAACCUGAUGGUUAUGAUAAUUCGUCACAGGAUCCUCACCAAGGAGGUAAUGUUCCACAUAUGCACUCUGCAGCACAUGGACCUUCCAUUCCACCACCACAACAAAUUCAGUCAUCUCCUUUUGUUCGCCCUGUUUAUGUUCCUCCAAAUGGUCCAUGGGAUUGUCGGGGAAUAAAUAAUCAUUUACCUGUCAGCCAAUUCAAGACGGGAGUAAUGCCAAAUAAUUUUCAUAGUAAUGCUGUUGUAACUCCUUUUAUUCCUGCUUCAGUAACUCCACUUGCUCAGAUACAAGGAACUCCAAUGCAGCCCUAUAACCAGCAGGUGCCUCCAUCAAUUAUACCACCACCUUUAUCAUCCUUGCCGCCUCAGCCAGAGAUACCACCUCCAGUUCCUCCUUCUCCACCACCUUUACCCCAGGUUCAGCCACCCUUGGUUCCUCCACUGCCUAGUUCGCCUCCUCCUCCUCCUCCUCCACCACUGCCUGUCCAAGAAUCAGUCAAUGUUGAAUGUUCAGGACAGUCUGUGCAGUAUCAAUGGCAGGGGAAUCUCUGUAAAAGUGGGGUUAAUUACUGUACAAUUUAUGCAUGCAAAGCAGAUUCAAAUAUCUGUCGAUAUUCAAAUGCCAUACCUGAGCCUACUGAGUGGCCCACAAAAUUAGACAUGACAAAACGCACUGAUCUUCGACAUGUGAAAUCAACAUUUGCUGCUACUCCAUCUCAUAGAAGGGAAGUGUGCCGUUUAAUCCCAUCAUCCACAAGUGACCACAGAAGGUUUCAGGAUUUCAUAUCAUACUUAAAGCAGAGGGAUUGUGCUGGGGUUAUUAAAAUCCCAGCUUCAAAAUCCAUAUGGGCAAGGCUUCUAUUCAUUCUCCCCCACUCACUUGAAACGUGCUCUUUGCUUUCUAUUGCACCUGAUCCGUCAGAUUGCCUCAUUGCUUUGGUUCUUCCCAAAGAAACAAACUUUGAGUGGGUAUGAUAUCAUAGGUAUAAUAAUAGAGCUAAGCCAGUAGUGAAGCUGAAGGCAUAUUUUGUACGACCAACGCCGAUAUAUGUAAAAAAGAAAUUAUGUUAUUUGCUUUAGUUGUAGUGUUUCCUUUCAGGGGAGUAGUAGCAUUAGUGGGAAAUUGGGGUGUAUAUCUGUUGUUUGUUGUAGAUCUAACAGGUGAAACUUUUUGCUCUUGAUGUAGAUCUAAGAUUUUUUUUCUCCGAAUUCUUUCUUAAGUUGAAUAAACUAACGUAGCUAGA